AAAUCACCAAGUACCAUGAUGGAGACCUUAACAGAGGAAAAACUCAUCGACCUAGCAGAGGCUGUGGGUGACCAUAAGAAUGUAUUGAAGUUCGGGUUGAAACUGGAAUUCAAGAAGUCCGAAGUCAGUACAUACAUCAGUACAAAUAGACGAAAUGACAGUUUCGAAGGAACCACCUCCAUGCUCUUCGACUGGAAAAGAAAGACACGGAGAGCAAACCAAAUACCUGAUAUCACCAAGGCACUUGAAGACGCUGGAUUUGCGGAAUUAGUAGAUGAUUUCUUCCCAUCUGGAGGGGAUGUCUCACAAGAAACUGCAACAACUUCAAUAGCAUCAACUUCAACAGGAGCAGCAGACAUGUCAGCAUUACCACAUACCGUCAGUGAGAAAGAACUUUUGAUGUUGUCAAUGGAAAUUGGACCUACUUACUACAAGAGAGUGGGCAUUAACCUGAAUAUCUCCAUUGUAACCCUUGAAAAUAUCAAGGAGCGUAGCCGAGAUAACUGCGAUGCUUUGAUGACAGUAUUCACAAGAUGGAGAGAUAAACAGCUUCCAGACACAAACAUCAGGGCUCAUCUUGCAGAGGCUUUACAAAAGAGUGGUCUAGUGUCUCUGUCUCAGAAACUGAUUCCUAUAGAUCUAUUAGGGACAGGUGCAUCAAUGCCAGCAUCACAGACCCAACCACUCACUCCUGACCUGGUUGAAAGAUGUAGAAAGGAGCUUCAAUCCCAUUACAGAAGAUAUUUCUGUAAGAUAAGAGCUGAUAGUCUUAAUCCACGUUCCCUUGCGCCGUGUAAAGACAUAUAUACACACCUUGUUUUGGAAGAAGAAGAUUAUCGCAAUAAGAAGCGAUCACUCGAAUAUAAGGAUCUCUUCAAACUUGAAAUUAAUGGAGAGUUUCCAAAUCGGAUCAUCAUUCAGGGAGAAGCAGGGGCUGGAAAGACGACACUCUGCGCAAAGAUUGCCUGGGACUGGAUAGACGGUAGUCCUGAUGUUCCUAAGUUUGUAUGGGUACUUGUAAUCCCUCUUCGUGAAGUCAAGCGAUAUACAAUUGGUCAGAUAGUCAAGUCUUAUCUCUCAAAGGACAACCCAGCAACAGCCUGUCAGAUCACAGAGUACAUCCGUUCAAAUCCAGAAAAGGUAUUCAUUGCCUGUGAUGGUUUAGAUGAGUUUAGUGGCAAGGUUGUACAGCACUCUGAAACCAAACAAGAAUUAGAAGGUGCUCAGCCAGAGCCUGAUGAUCAACCAGAUGCAAGAGCAACAUCAAAGCGACCAAAGUUAAUGGGGCAUAUGUCCUCACGUACACCAAUUGCCCCAUUGAUGCCAAGAGGCAGCAUCUCAGAUGGAAGUGAAAGCACUUCUGAAGAAGAUGAUAUCUCUCUAGUACAUAUCCUUCGUUCAGAUGAACUCAGCAAUUGCCCAGUGAUGGUGACCAGUCGUCCAUGGAAGGCCAAUGAGAUAAAGUGGGAUCUCAAUCUAAUGAAACUGUAUGCUUUCAUUCAUGUGGAAGGCUUUAGUAAGAAGAAUGUGGAGGUUUACGUUCACAAGUACUUUAAAGACAAUACAGUCACAGCAGAUCAGCUUAUUCAAAUGAUCAAAGGGAAUAACAUCAUAUCAGAGUAUAUGGCACCCUAUCCUAUCUAUAUAUCUAUGCUCUGUCUUAUGUGGAGAGGACUUGAUGACAAAAAGAAAGAAUUGUUUAAAACCAUUCGAACAUUCUCUCAAUUAUUUCAUGAGAUGUUUGAAUUCUUAAACGUGCAUUAUGUCCAAAAAGAGAUCCAAGAUCUAAGGAGUCCAUCAUUUAAUGACCAUCGCUCUAAAAUUGAAAAACUCAUGGAACCCGUUGCCAAAUUGGCAUUUGCUGGACUGCAAUCGAACAACCUUAUUUUCAAUGAAGAAGAUCUUGAACAGUACUCAGACUCUGUGAAAACAGCAUGCAAAGUAGGAGUGUUGUCACAGGAGAAUAAGCUCUCAUCCAUUCAUGAUAAGAGCAGACCGUUCCUGCAGUCAACAUUCUUCUUUCCUCAUAAACUAUUCCAGGAGUACAUGGCUGCAGUCUAUCUUGCUUCUCUCUAUGAUUCAGAUCGCAAUGAAUUUAACAGGCUGAUUGAGGAAGUAGUGAUCCCUAGGAAGGAAGAGUUUAGGUAUCUCCUGUACUUCACUGUGUCUCAGAACAAAAACAUUGCCAAGUAUACCACAAAAUGUCUGUUACAACAGUACAUCCAAAGCCAAGAUAGGAAGGAGAUGAAUUUCUUGGUUGAUGUAACCUUUGAGAGUCAGGAUGAAGAUACCAACGCCAUGCUUCAGAAUUCAGUGUCAUCUCUGUCCAUUGAUGUAAAAGACACACAUACUAUAGCUGGUUAUGCAUCCACUGGGAUAUAUUCAAAGGCGAUCAAUAUGAUGGUUGGUGCUAUUAGAUAUACUAGCUACGGACCAGGUAUAUCAAAUGAAGUUGCAAGGAUGAUAUGCUCAGCAUCAUCACUAAGGGAUGUUAGACUGAAAGCAAGCUUUCACCCUUCCUUCUAUGAAACUCUUGCCAAAGAAGGAAGGAAAGCCGCAGUCCAUACUCUUGAGAUUUGGAAUAAUAAGCCUCUAUCAUCAGCCUCUUCACAUCACCUAGUAGAAGCUUUAUGCUCCCUACCUAACCUGACUAACCUGAUACUGAGAAGAGUUUGUGACAAGGAGGAGUUCUGUUCUCAUCUGAAUGAGAAGGCUUCAACCUUGAAGGUCCAUACUCUUAAGAUUCAGAGUUAUGAGCCUCUAUCAUCAGCCUCUUCACAUCACCUAGUAGAAGCUUUAUGCUCCCUACCUAACCUGACUAACCUGACACUAGAUGGAGUUUGUGACAAGGAGUUCUGUUCUCAUCUGAAUGAGAAGGCUUCAACCUUGAAGGUCCAUACUCUUCAGAUUGAGAUUUAUACGCCUCUAUCAUCAGCCUCUUCACAUCACCUAGUAGAAGCUUUAUGCUCCCUACCUAACCUGACUAACCUGAUACUGAGAGGAGUUUGGGACCAGGAGUUCUGUUCUCAUCUGAAUGAGAAGGCUUCAACCUUGAAGGGUUCUUUCCCUCAGAUCAGAAAAGGAAAUUUCAUAUUCAAUGGAAAGCCUCAGAAGGAUCUUCAAUCAUUCCUACAAGCAGUCAGUGACGAGAUACGGUAG
Molecule: messenger RNA, 3159 nt
Organism: Lytechinus pictus (painted urchin)
Lineage: Eukaryota; Metazoa; Echinodermata; Echinoidea; Temnopleuroida; Toxopneustidae
Product: NACHT, LRR and PYD domains-containing protein 12-like
Exons: 9
Coding region: 16-3159 (1047 amino acids)
Source: RefSeq, a predicted model, not a curated record